AUGAAGCUCCUCUCCAUCGCCGCUCUCGCCUCUCUGGCCGCCACCUCGGUCAUGGGCGGGAAUUGUCCCAAGGAGUCCACCUGCAUUCAGGAAGAAUGCUCCAACUUCCAAAUCAGCAAGCAUGUCAGGACCGCCGAGAACGUUUUUGAGGAAACCAAUCUCGGUAACCCGAUUCUCGAGGCGGACUGCAUCGAUCGUCACGGCACAAAAGUCUUUACCUGGCUGAAGCUCAAGCAAUGCCUCGUGAACCGCAAAGGCCAGAUGUACUGGGGUUACAACGGCAACUCCAACUGUCGACAAUGCAGUAUCAAGGAGCGCAAGUCCAAUUCUGAUCCCGUCAUCAUGUCCUGCUGGUGCCCCGACGGCAAGACAGCGUUCACCGAAAUCAACCUCUCCGAGGGCAUCUGGCAUUACGAUGGCGUCAUCGGCUGCUUCGCCUGGGACGGCCACAAACAGCCCAUCGCGCCGGUGAAGAAGCGCUCCGUCCCCGAGAUCCCCGCCGAAGCCGCCGUCGAGGCCCGUGACAUCGACGAUCUCUCCGCCCGGGACCCGGGCCUCACGGACGACCCCGUCGGAGCCAACCACCACCGUACCCCCGCCGAGCCACGAGACAACAAGAUCCCCUCCCCCCCUAUCAGGGCCCCUUGGCCUCAAUGGCCUCGCAUCCAGCCCCCGAAGAUCCCCUUCGUCCCCCGAUCUGACGCCACCGUUGAAGAGGAGGACCCCACGAUCGUCGAGACCCGGGGUGACAAGACACCCUCCCCACCUAUUAGGGCCCCUUGGCCCCAAUGGCCUCGCAUCCAGCCCCGGAAGGUCACCGUGUCCCCCCGAUCUGACGACGUCGUCGACGAGGAGCCCGAGGACGUCGAGGUUGGCGGGACCCGGCGCUUCCGCCGAUUUUAA
Messenger RNA from Colletotrichum karsti, 903 nucleotides. RefSeq lists its product as uncharacterized. The coding region runs from base 1 to 903 and encodes 300 amino acids. The transcript is spliced from 3 exons. The record is from RefSeq and is a predicted model, not a curated record. Lineage: Eukaryota; Fungi; Ascomycota; Sordariomycetes; Glomerellales; Glomerellaceae.